Molecule: messenger RNA, 1892 nt
Organism: Cicer arietinum (chickpea)
Lineage: Eukaryota; Viridiplantae; Streptophyta; Magnoliopsida; Fabales; Fabaceae
Product: histidine--tRNA ligase, chloroplastic/mitochondrial
Biological process (GO): histidyl-tRNA aminoacylation
Cellular component (GO): cytoplasm
Molecular function (GO): histidine-tRNA ligase activity; ATP binding
Source: RefSeq, a predicted model, not a curated record
CUAUCCAACUCUCACUGCGUGAGCUACGCUAAACUUCACUCCACAGCCAUGCCUGCAACUCCAUUUUCGUGUUCGUUCCUCGUUUUGCAACCGCGCUUCAAUCACUACAUUAACCCUAUCUUCCGUUCACUCACCUACCAACUCUCUUCUUCACCGUUCCAAUCCAAUGUCAGACUCCACUGUGCACUCUCGCAAGCGGCAGAGGCCGAAUCUCCAACUGGCGGUCGCUCUGGUGCAUUGUCUCCCGGUCCUACGGUCACCGGUGAAGUUCAGAAAAUUGACGUGAAUCCUCCCAAGGGGACGCGUGACUUCCCGCCCGAGGAUAUGCGAUUGCGCAACUGGCUUUUUAACAAUUUCAAAGAGGUGUCGCGGUUGUAUGGAUUUGAGGAGAUUGAUUUUCCGGUUCUUGAGUCGGAGGCAUUGUUCACUAGGAAAGCAGGAGAGGAGAUUAAGGACCAGCUUUACUGUUUUGAAGAUCGGGGUAAUCGCCGCGUUGCGUUGAGGCCUGAACUUACUCCUUCUUUGGCAAGGCUGGUGAUACAGAAAGGGAAGUCCAUAUCACUACCAUUGAAGUGGUUCACUGUUGGACAAUGUUGGCGGUAUGAGAGAAUGACAAGAGGACGUCGUCGUGAGCACUACCAGUGGAAUAUGGAUAUCAUUGGUGUUCCUGGGGUUAUGGCUGAAGCAGAGCUUAUAUCUUCCAUUGUUACUUUGUUCAAGCGCAUAGGAAUUACAGAAUCGGAUGUUGGAUUUAAGGUUUCUAGUCGAAAGGUUCUACAAGAAGUAUUGAAGUGUUAUUCAAUACCUGAUAAUAUGUUUGGCAAGGUCUGCGUCAUUAUUGAUAAAAUUGAGAAAAUUCCAGUUGAUGAGAUAAAGAAAGAGUUGAAUGCUGUUGGUCUAUCACAGGAGGCUAUUGAGGAGCUAUUGCUAGUCCUUUCUGUAAAGUCAUUGACCGAAUUAGAAGAGAGACUCGGAGGCAGUGGGGAAGCAAUUGCUGAUCUCAAACAGCUAUUCUCACUGGCUGAAAAGUUUGGUUACUCCAAAUGGCUUCAAUUUGAUGCGUCAGUUGUUCGUGGCCUUGCUUAUUACACUGGCAUUGUAUUUGAGGGUUUUGAUAGAGAAGGAAAGCUCCGUGCUAUCUGUGGCGGUGGCCGAUAUGAUCAUUUGUUCUCAACUUUUGGGGCUGAUGACAUACCUGCUUGUGGUUUUGGAUUUGGAGAUGCAGUCAUAGUGGAAUUGCUCAGAGAGAAGGGUCUGCUACCAGAGCUCAGCUUGCAAGUAGAUAACAUUGUUUGUGCCUUGGAUGAAGAACUUCAAGGGUAUGCUGCUAUGGCGGCUAACAUUCUCAGAGAGAAAGGACAGAGUGUUGACUUGGUUUUGGAAAGCAAACCACUUAAAUGGGUGUUUAAACGUGCAGCCAGAACAAAUGCUGAGCGGUUGGUAUUAGUAGGAAAUUCUGAGUGGCAAAGGGGUGUGGUUGGUGUCAAAGUUCUCUCCACUGGUGAACAGUAUGAGGUUAAACUGGAUGAUCUAAAGUAAACCAGAAUACUAUCUAUGCCUACACAGCUUUAUCAACUGCUGCUUCUGUUCAUAUUUAUUUUUUACCAAAUCACUUCUCUUGCCUAUCUGUGUUUCCUUAUAUAGCACUAUGCUCAAUAAGGAAUUUUUUUAGUUUAAAAUAUUGAUUUGAAUGUUUUGUUUUGUAAUAUAGAUCUUUUCAACCUUAGGAUUGAAAGCUUUUCUCCAUAACUUACCAUACUAAAGAUGCUUACAAUUGGAGGCUUAUGCAAAACAAGUUUCUUUCAGCUCUAAACUGCUGCAUUCAGCAUUGGUCAUCCAUAUGAUGAUAUUUCCAAUUUAUCAAUAUUUGUGGCCUUAAAGAAGUUUUUGAA